This is a messenger RNA of Schistocerca nitens (vagrant locust), 897 nucleotides long. Its product is annotated as odorant receptor Or2-like. Lineage: Eukaryota; Metazoa; Arthropoda; Insecta; Orthoptera; Acrididae. Gene Ontology annotation, cellular component: plasma membrane. The coding region runs from base 1 to 897 and encodes 298 amino acids. The transcript has 5 exons. The record is from RefSeq and is a predicted model, not a curated record. Gene Ontology annotation, biological process: detection of chemical stimulus involved in sensory perception of smell; sensory perception of smell. Gene Ontology annotation, molecular function: odorant binding; olfactory receptor activity.
AUGGUGCCGGCGCUGCUGUGGGUGCUGACGCCGGCACUCGUGGACGCCAUGUCUGCCCCGGCAGCCAAUUGCACGGCAGCGACCAGGGGAACCCCCCUACCCGUGUGGGCGCCCUUCGACCUGCAGCGCUCCCCCAACUACGAGCUGGUCUACGCGGUGCAGGCCGUCACCAACGUGGUCAUGAACCUGACGGGCCUCUUCCUCGACAUCUUCUUCGUCACGCUCAUGCUGCACCUCACCGCCGAACUCGACGUCCUCAACCUCAACGUGGCCUCCCUGCAACCGUCUCCCGUAGCUCCUGCCGCCAGUCUAGAAAGCCGGGACGGUGACUCUCUCGCCGAACAGACCUCCACAGACGCCGUCUACACUGCACGGGGAGACUCGUUCCGUGUCCGCACAAGCACGUCCAGAUCUCACAUGUACCGACUCCUCGUGAAGAAUAUCCAGCAUCAUCAGAUGAUAAUCAUGUGUGUGGACGACCUGGAGAGGGUGAUGGGCCAGUCCAUCUUCGUCAUCCUGCUCACCAACGUCAUCAACAUCUGCUCGCAGGCCUUCGCCUCUGCCGUUCUCUUCCGCAGUGGCAUCGACUGGGGCCUGGUGACCAAGAUGCUCUUCACGUUCGUCGCCUACAUGUUCGAGACGGGCAUGUUCUGCAUGUUCGGGCAGGCCAUCACGGACCAGAGCGAGCGCCUCGUGGAGUCUGUCGGAGGAUGCGGCUGGCUGGAGGCCGAGGCUGGGGUGCGGCGCGCGCUGCUCGUGAUGCUGACGCAGGCCUCCAGGCCGCUCACCGUCCACGUGGGCAAAGUGGCCGCACUCUCCAGGAGCUCCUUCCUGCAGUUGCUCAACAUGUCGUACACGGUGUUCAACCUGCUGUUCGAACUGCAGAGCGCCGACUGA